Prunus armeniaca (apricot) is the source of this 456-nucleotide messenger RNA. The record is from the annotation of a GenBank genome assembly. Lineage: Eukaryota; Viridiplantae; Streptophyta; Magnoliopsida; Rosales; Rosaceae.
AUGGAUGAAGGGACUGAACAUACUAACAAGAAGACUUCUCAAUCCACAAAUGAGAAGUUCUACUUGUGUAGGAAGUUUAUUCAAACUCAAAAUCCAGUAUUUAGGAACAUGUUCAAAUCACAACCCACAGUGAAUCCUUCAAACUAUCAAUACAUUGAAACACUGACUGGAUCGAACUACCAAAAAUGGAAGCAAGAUCUAGAGAUUUCUUUAGGUUUUCUUGAUUAUGACUAUGUGCUUAGAGGUCAAGAACCAGCUGCAGAUGUUUCUGCAGCAUUGAGAACCAAAUAUGCCAAGUGGGGAAAGGCUAAUCAUAUGAGUAUGUUGAUUAUGCAAAGGUCAAUGGCAUCAUCUGUGAGAGGUAGCAUCCCCAAAUUUGAGAAUGCUGAACAAUAUUAUGAAGCUAUUGCACAGAGAUUUAAGGAGUCUGAGAAAGCUGUCAAAAGUACCUUAUAA